Molecule: messenger RNA, 903 nt
Organism: Symbiodinium pilosum
Lineage: Eukaryota; Dinophyceae; Suessiales; Symbiodiniaceae
Source: the annotation of a GenBank genome assembly
AUGAAUCGCUUGAUCGCGCUUUAUAAACACUGCUGGAGUUCAUGGCCUGGUUCUGCGAAAUGGUGCAUGAGACUUACCUUUGCGCUGGUCAUGAGCAGUUUGGCAGGCCACUUGUGCUUUGUGGCCGGCCCUAUGUUUGAGGCAACCACGAACCAGGCAGAGAUUGAGCUGUUCGGCAUCACACGCUUCAUCUUAGUGAUCCCACUAGCACUGUUCGUGCUAUAUCACUUCUUUGAGUCGGCGAAGCCCUCCCCUAACUACACAGCUUUGACGAUGGCCCGAAUAUCAAUUUUCGAGUUUGCCAUCACGAUCAUUUACUACACAGUGAUGGCAACAAACGCUGGGCUAGUUGCGCAAAAUGUUCGUUCCUAUGAUUUGCGCCCAGUUUACCUGCCUCGCUGGUACGGAUGGACGCUUGCCAUCCCGACUUUGCUGUGUAUGAAUUAUCGCCCGAUGCUUGAUGACCGCUCCUUUAUGCACGUUGUCAAGCGCACCUUCCCACAGCAAGCAGCAAGUGCCGGAUAUUGCUGGGCCGCUUACAUGGGUUGCGUGAUCACGGAUGCCUGGUAUGGAUGGUAUCUCAACACGUUGGCAAUUGUGGCUUACUUAGCCGUUGUUGUCGACACCGUGGUGCUGACGGCAGAGCGAAUUGUGUACACCAGUCAGCCUAUUUUGAAAGGCUACAGCGUCAUCAUCAAAGAAUGUGUUUUCGUCAUAUACGCAUGUGUCUGGCUCAUGGGCAACUGGGGCUAUGCCAGCUCCUAUGCCUGCCAAAGGUUUUAUGCAGUCUCCGAUGUUAGCCUGAAGUCGACCAUGGCCUUUUUGAUGUUCUUUUUCUGGGCCAACGAGGAGGCAGACACCACUCAGAAGGUGGCAGAUGUCAACAAGGACAAGACAAGUUGA